Messenger RNA from Sebastes umbrosus (honeycomb rockfish), 1442 nucleotides. It is a transcript of the gene pin1, whose product is annotated as peptidylprolyl cis/trans isomerase, NIMA-interacting 1. Bases 132 to 602 code for a protein of 156 amino acids. Gene Ontology annotation, molecular function: protein binding; peptidyl-prolyl cis-trans isomerase activity. The record is from RefSeq and is a predicted model, not a curated record. Lineage: Eukaryota; Metazoa; Chordata; Actinopteri; Perciformes; Sebastidae. Gene Ontology annotation, cellular component: cytosol; nucleus. The transcript has 5 exons.
GGGACCUGAUUCUGAAAACAACUCGUACCGUAAACACGUUGCUGACUGUCGUACGUUGCCUAGCUGCAGGCUCAACACACAGAAGCUUCAUUGCUAAAUUAAACCUGAAAACGCUGCUGCAGAAAGAAACAAUGGCAGACGAGGAGAAGUUACCCGGAGGAUGGGAGAAAAGAAUGAGCCGCAAUUCAGGUAAAGUGUACUACUUCAACCACAUCACCAACGCCAGCCAGUGGGAACGUCCGGUGGGAGAUGGCCGUGGAGAGCCAGACAAGGUACGCUGCUCUCACCUCCUAGUGAAGCAUAAUCAGUCACGUCGUCCAUCUUCUUGGCGGGAACAAAAUAUCACACGAACUAAAGACGAGGCCCUGGAACUCAUUCAGAAGUACAUAGAAGAGAUCAAGGGUGGAGAGGAGAAGUUUGAGUCCCUUGCGUCUCAGUUCAGCGACUGCAGCUCAGCUAAGAACGGUGGCGAUCUGGGAUUAUUUGGCAGAGGUCAAAUGCAGAAGCCUUUUGAAGAUGCCUCCUUUGCUCUCAAAGUGGGAGACAUGAGCGGUCCUGUUUUUACUGACUCUGGAGUCCACAUCAUCCUACGUACUGGUUGAAAGGAAGAAGCCACAUACUGUACUUUCCUCUUGUGUCCUCACACACACACGCAAACACACACAAACACACACACAGUCCAUCCCAACCUGACCUGCUUUAUUUUAAUGACACACACCACCCAAUAGACAAAGCUUAUGGGCUGAAUCGCAUUAGUUUAAUGGGAUCAUUUUGUUCCAAGCUCUAUUGAACAUGUAUGAAUAAUGUAAUCACACUGAACGUCAAGGAGUAUUGCAGAUUAUUCCUUAAGACCUAAAGCUUUUAUUAACCAUGGCAAUGGCAUUAUAUAAAAACAUGAGUGCCUGUGACUCUGUUGAAGUGAGUGCCCCCCCCCGUGGAAACAGUUUCACACGAUGCGCAGAGUUUGAGAAUGCGUCUGUAAAAGCUUGUGUUGUGCAUGUCUUCAAAAAGGACCAUUUAAUGUAUGUUUUCCUGUAACCUUUUACAUUUCUACUGUAUGUGUGCCAAAGCAGUUCCUCGAUCUUGUUUUGGAAAAUGGAUCCAUGAGUUCUUUAAAAUACUUUCUAGUCAUUGCAGAUCCCCUGCAGUUUGAGAAAGCACCGUUAUUCUGAGUUCUCGACAUUUAGCGUUGAUUUAAGUUUGUUGUCCUUUGCGGAUAUCCAGUAACAUUGAAUCAUUUGUUUUCAUAAUACACUCAGUAAAGUGCAUGUCCCCCCCCCUGUCCCUUUAGGAUAUGCAAAGAUGGCACAGCUGAAAACUUCCAGGUUUUAACAAUCAGCUCCGCAGCUUUUAAAAGCAUCAGAGUUCAGAUGAACUGUUCCACUGUCGUGUCAUUCAUUGGAGUUUUUCUUUCAUCAAUAAAAAAAUCUCUUUUUUUGUAA